Molecule: messenger RNA, 2155 nt
Organism: Prunus mume (Japanese apricot)
Lineage: Eukaryota; Viridiplantae; Streptophyta; Magnoliopsida; Rosales; Rosaceae
Product: Homeodomain-like superfamily protein
Source: RefSeq, a predicted model, not a curated record
UUUUCCCUUCUUUAUUUCUUUCUUUCUUUCCUUUCUCUCUUUGUUUUUCAUUUUCUGGAACUUCUCAUCAAAUCUGAACGAAUAAUUAUUAAACUGCUGGUUUUUUAUAUCGACACAUAAGCAGUUAAAGAAAGAGAGGAGGAAGAAAGAGAUCAUCAAAAUCUGUCCCUUUUUUUCUUCCUUAAGGAUUCACACCUGCCAUUCACACCACCCCCUUCAUAGAAUCUAAGCUUUAUCCUCCUUCUCUCUCUCUUCUUUUCUUCUUUCAUAUUAAAUCUUUUCGAAACCCAAACUUAAUCUUCACGAAAACACCCCUUUUUAAGAUUGAGGUUUUGGUCAUGGAGGGACAUCAUCGUCAUCAUCACCAACAACAACAGCAACCUCAUCAACCACUUCAGCAUCAAACUCAUCAGCUUCAUCUUCAACAACAACAACAACAACAACAGCAGCUUCAGCAGCAGCAGCUACAGCAGCCGCUUCCUAGUACUAUCAGCGUCAACGUGGACGCGAGCGAUAGGUUUCCUCAAUGGAGCAUUCAAGAGACGAAAGAGUUGCUGGUGAUCAGAGCCGAGCUCGACCAGACUUUCAUGGAGACGAAGAGAAACAAGCUUUUGUGGGAAGUGAUUGCCACCAAGAUGAAGGAAAAGGGCCACCAUCGCAGCGCCGAACAGUGCAAGUGCAAGUGGAAAAACCUCGUUACCCGUUACAAGGGAUGUGAGACGAUGGAGCCGGAGGCUAUGAGGCAGCAAUUCCCAUUUUACAAUGAGCUGCAAGCGAUUUUCGCAGCGAGGAUGCAGAGAAUGCUGUGGGCAGAAGAGAGCGGGGCUGCAAGCGGGUCGAAGAAGAAAGCGCUUUCUUCGGAUGAGGAGGAAGAUAAUGAGGACAGCGAGGCAGAGAAUAAGGCAAGCACGGUGAGGAAAAAGAAGAAGAAGGUGAAGAUGAGCAAUAUUGGCAUCGGCAGUACAAGUGGGAGUGGAAGCGGAAAUAAUGUGAGGGAGAUAUUGGAGGAAUUCAUGAAGCAACAGAUGCAAAUGGAGAUGCAAUGGAGGGAGGAGUUUCAAGCGAGGGAGAACGAGAGGCGGUUGAAGGAGAUGGAGUGGAGGCAGACUAUGGAAGCUCUAGAGAACGAGAGGAUAAUGAUGGAGAGGAGGUGGAGAGAGAGAGAAGAGCAAAGGAGGAUGAGAGAGGAGGCUAGGGCUGAGAAGAGGGAUGCUCUUAUCACCGCUUUGCUAAACAAGCUUAGAAGAGAAGACAUGUAGCAAGCAAUGAAGGUGGCUUGAGAGGUUUGUUAGUUCUCAAUUAGCUAGAAACAGUCUUGGUUCUUUGGAAAUGGGUUUGGCGUUCAAUGGAUGUUAUACAUUAUGUUGAUCCAUUUCCUUUCUUGUUUUGCCCACUGAGAGGCUUUUAAUUAAUUUAUUGCUAGUUUAGUGAAGAAAAAAGGGCUACAUCUCUCCAUUAAUCUCUCAUCUCAUUUCCAUUGAUUUAGAAAGAAAAAUCUCUUAAAAUUGCCUAAUCACGUGUUUAGCCAGCUAAGUAGAAUAGGUUACUGUUCUAUUAAAUUUCCAUGUACAAGUCUUGAUGUAAACACAUGCAAGAAGAUCGAAGAUGAGUAGUUGUGAAACACUAAAUACAGGCUUUGAGACUCCAAGCACGCCAAGUUGAAUUUUGAUCCAGGUAAUUCAUUGACAUUUGUAUUCUAGCUAGCAAAAGUUGAUUGAAUACAUGCAUGGUAUACGGUUCUUAAGGUGGUGACAUCAUGACAUGCAUGUACACAAGUGGCUGAAGAAGCUAAAACGCCAUAUGGAUUUUCCCAUAACAUUAACUAGAUCUGACUUUUUCUGCAUUUGAAUUUUGAAGUUGUGUUGAGAGAGAGAGAUAUAUAUAUAUAUAUAUUUUGUUUCCUUCAUCCCAGUUGUUGUCAUAUAUCUAGAAGUAGCAUUUAUGCCUGCAGGUGGGGCAUUGAACUAAGCUGCUGAGGAUGAUUUACGAAGAUUUCACUAUAUAUAUGCAAUGGGACAUAACAUAGCCUUUUUAAGCUGCUUUUUGCUUUAGUGGAGAACUGAAAAAGGGUUUGAAAUGAUAGACGGAUGUGAAAAUACUGUAUUUUUAGACCGUUUAACAUGUUAUGUAUAUAUGUAUUGAUUUGUUGAUAACC